GUUCUUUUUCAAUCUUACAAUCUUAUGUUCUUUUUCAAACUUAUCUUCUAUCAUUUUACAUCCAUCUCAACAUGGCCGCUCUUGACACCUUGCCUGUUGAGCUUGUCGCCAACAUUGCCAACUAUCUGCCUCCUCAAGAUGUCAAAACCUUAAGCCGCGCCAGCUGGUUCAUGCGCCAUGCUGUUGUUGGAGUCCUGUUCCGAACUCUCGUCAUUCCCUGCCCGCUGGCGUCGACCCGGUCUUUGGAGGAUCUCAUCCACAAGUAUCAAGACUUCAUCUCUAGAGUCUACUUGCACAUAUACCUUCGCCCCAACAUGGAGGAGAAACCCCACCAAAGUCCUAUGCCCUCGGUAUGGGGGACAGCUUCGUCGGACACACUCAAGAGAAUCGUGCGAGGCGAGAUCCUCAGCAAUAUCAGUUCUUUCGUCGUCGAGUUUGAUGCGGGACAGUUUGAGCCUAAUGGCUGGUGGGGUGAAAACGGAUGGUGGGGAGCUUCGGAUAACCUUGACAGCAUUAUAGAAGAUGAGGAGAACUGGGACCAGACACUGCAGAAAGAACGUGAGAUGAUAUGGCGUGCGCAAUACAGCGAAGUCAUGCGGACCAUUUCAUCAAACCAGAACAUCACAAACUUCAAGAUGUCAAAUUUACUUCCUAAAAACGCUUCCGCAUGGGAAUCACCGGAAUGGGAGUCUUUCUUGGGAAGGCUGCAGGUUCUGGAUAUUAGUGUUUUUGGCGGUGAUGACGGCGCUUGUUGGCACACGCUGUCCGGAUUCGCUGACUUUAUCGAAAAUCUCCCACAUUUCGUCAUGAGGCAUGCGCGAAACGUCAAGCAGCUUAUUCUCGAGGCCAGCCCCGAUGGUAUAUUUGGAACAUCAUCUCGCUGCCACCAGAUCCCUUUACCCUUAAAGAAAGACCAUUUCUUGUUCCUCCGCUCACUCAAGCUCAAGAAUAUCAUGAUCGGACCUGAACUGGAGGAGUUCCUGACCAGCCGAGUCGAUAGCUUUGAGAAGCUUGAGUUGCAUGACUGUAUGUGCAACGGAUCUGAAUGGGAAUUAGUCCACGUGACUUGGGGUGGUCUAUGGAGAGCCAUUCGGGAGAGGAAUAUGCGCCUUCGGAAGGUGUCUGUUGUACAGAGCAGGAGACCUCCGCUUAUGUGGCGGGAGGAUUAUAGUGAGGACUUUGAGACCAGUGAGGAUUCUGUAGCAGCUGCGAGGGUUCGAAAGAUACUUGAGGAGGAUAGAGGUUUGGUGUUGUGGAGAUAUGCUAAGGUUGAUUAUAAGUAUGGUUGGGUUGUGGACCUGUCGGAUGAUAAUAUUAAGCGUUUUGAGGAGGGUGAGGAUCAGCGGGAGUAUGUGAAGCUUUUGAUGGUGCUGGAGGAGAGGAACAAGCAGCGAGGGUGACGGAGCAACAAGUUGAAGAGCCAGGCGGCUAACAGCUCAUCAAAUUGAGUAUCGGGAAGGGACAUGCCACUACAUA
Molecule: messenger RNA, 1476 nt
Organism: Fusarium redolens
Lineage: Eukaryota; Fungi; Ascomycota; Sordariomycetes; Hypocreales; Nectriaceae
Exons: 1
Coding region: 72-1400 (442 amino acids)
Molecular function (GO): protein binding
Source: RefSeq, a predicted model, not a curated record